Messenger RNA from Mytilus trossulus (common blue mussel), 2160 nucleotides. RefSeq lists its product as uncharacterized. The transcript has 2 exons. NCBI's taxonomy places the organism in Eukaryota, Metazoa, Mollusca, Bivalvia, Mytilida, Mytilidae. The record is from RefSeq and is a predicted model, not a curated record. Bases 15 to 1598 code for a protein of 527 amino acids.
UUUUCAUUGUCAACAUGGCAGAAGCUUUCAUUACGGCCAUUAAUUCGGCAAGUGAAGAAGCAAAUUCUCCUAAAGCUACUCCGUCUCGCUCUGAUAAUAAAAACGAGAAAUCGUCAGGUAAACAGACCGGAAGUCGUAAAAAGACGACAAGUAAGUCUCGUAAAGCUAGCAGCACGUGUGCUAAAGAAGUAUCAGAGGAACCGGAGACAUUGUCAACAACAGGUUUGUCUGUAAACAUAGAAAAUGAAUUGAGGGCAGAAAUUUCUAGUGUCAAAGAGACCGUUAAUUCGGUGAAUUCUCGAAUGGACAUUUUUCUACCUCUUUUCGAGAAGUUCGUUUCACAAACUGUCACUUCAGGUGGACAAAUAGAAACGGACAGAGAAAUUGCCACUUCAGGUGGGCAGAACAUUUCUCAGGACUCGAGGGACAUUGCCACGUCAGGUGGGCAAAAUUCUCUCAGACAUGCUAGUGUUGCAAAUCAUGAUAAUGACAUUGAUGAUGCAAUUUCCCUUCAACCGGAUAGAGACGAAAGAAGGGGUCUUGAUUUAGAUUUAGAUUCUGAUAAUGAAUCCCAACAUUCUUCUGUGAAAAACAGUUCACACAACCGUUUUCAGAGAUAUUCGGUAGUUGAUAAGGACUCUCUUGAUACUGAAAAUGUCAGUAGAGAUAUCCUUGGUGACAUUUUUGGUGAAGAUGCCAAAACUAAACCAGACAAAUCUGAAGCUGGUAUUGUUCUGGAUCAAAGUCAGAUUAAUAUUUUGAAUCAAUCAUGGCACUGUGAUAAUCCUUUAUUAUUGUCAACUUAUAAAGAGGAAUAUAGGGCUAGUUUUCCAGUGAGUGAUAAAUCAGCUGAUAUUCUUAACUUACCAAAACUAGAUGACAUUACUCAAACUUUACUGUGUAAACGACAUGGUCCUAAUGCUGGUAAAGCUCAUAAUAAACUUUUUUCUAAACCUGAGAAAAUUUUUGAAAAUAUGGCUUUCAAAGGUCAGUCAGCAGCUAGAAUGGGUUUGAUUAUUACGGCAUACAUGCAACAAGCCUUAGGUUCAUUAAUGGAAAAACUCAAUGAUUCUGAACCAAAUAUUGAUUUACUUGUACAAAUGGUCAAGGAUAUUUUUGCCAUGUCAGUGAAAUCUAUGGAUCAAACGGCUAGAACAGGUGCAUUUCAUCAUCUGAUCCGUAGGAAAGCCACUUUGUUAGAUACAGGUCUAGAGGACAUAACAGAGCUUAAUGAUAAGUUUUUAUCUCUUAAAUUGUCAAGUGAUGGUGUUCUUGGGAAAGAUUUUGAAGAGAAACUGAAAAAUCGUUCUGAGACAAACAAACAAAUCAAAGAUUUACUACCAGAGUUAACUCGUAAAUCAGCUACCUCAACUUCAAGUUUUAAGAGGAAGAGUGCUAUCAUUCAUACUAGCCAAGACACUAAUGGUCCUAAAGUAGCUAAAAAUGACUUUUCCAAUUUUCGCAUUCCUAAGGUAGCAGCUAAACCUAGUGAAAACAAAGGUGGAUUUAAACCUAAUUUCAGACGCUUUGGUUCUGGUAGAAAAGAGGCUGAUGGUGAAAAGAAAGGUUCUUUUCGUGGCAAUGGUAGAUCUAAAUGACUACAAAAAGCAGGAGAUGCAGUGACUUACAAUCUUUGUGUAUUGGAGAAGAGUCGAUUGUUGUGCAGAAGAAAGGGGUAACUUUUGUUCGUCAUGGACUAUCAAAACAGGAUAGACCAAAACAUUUUGGCAGCAAGAUUUUUAUUCCGUCUUAUCAAUCAGAUAAAUUAUUAGAUCCGAAGCGGUCUAUUUAUUAUUAUUUGAAGAAAACUGCACCUUUUAGAAACUCUGACAGUGAGUUUGAGAUCAAGUUGUUUUUAUCUUUUAUUGAACCGCAUAAACCGGUUACAUCACAGACUAUUUCGUCUUGGAUUGUUAAUGCAAUUAAAUGUGCUUACAAUGAAAAAGACAAAAAAUUUCGUGCUCAUUCUACAAGAGCCUUGGGCCCAUCUUGGGCACUUUUUAACGGCGCAUCUGUGAAGUCUAUUAUGGACACAGCAGACUGGACAAAGGAAUCAACCUUUACUCGUUUUUAUUUACGUCACAUAGAUGUUGAAGUUUUAAAUUCUGUGUAAAUAAGAAUUUUGUAUAUAUAUGGAAGAAAAUUCUGAAAAAAGAAAAA